UCGGGCGGGUGUGCGAGCCUGGCGCGCCGCUUGCCGGGGAUGCGAGAGGCUGGGGGCCGCCGCGCCGGGAGAACGCGAGCACCGGUGACCUCGGCCCGAGGAGAGCCGGAGACGGCGGCGAACCCCGCAGGGAUCUUCGGGGCCGGGGUGCGGGGCCGGCGGCGGCGCAGGAGCGCGGGGCGCAGACCGGGCGGGGCUGGCGGACAGUGAUGAGCGGGCGCGCGGGGAGGCUGCACGCCGCCGCCGCCGCCCGGAGCAUCCGCCGCCCGAGCUGCUGCUCGCGGCCCGGGCCCCGGCCAUGGAGACGCUGAACGGCCCCGCGGGCGGCGGCGCCCAGGACGCGAAGCCGCAGCCGCCCGGCCAGCACCACCGCCACCACCACCAUCUCCACCCGCUGGCGGAGCGGAGACGGCUGCACCGCGCGCCCUCGCCAGCCAGACCGUUUCUCAAGGACCUGCACGGUCGGCCCGCGGCCCCCGGCCCGGCCGCCCCCUCCUCGGGCCGAGCCCCGGCGCCCGCCGCCCCGCGCUCUCCCAGCCUCGCGGGCAAGGCGCCGCCUUCGCCAGGGCCCCCGGCCGCGCCCGGCCGCCUCUCCCGGCGGAGCGGCGGCGCCCCCGGCGCGAAGGACAAGCCGCCGCCGGGCGCCGGGGCCAGGGCAGCGGGCGGCGCUAAGGCCGCUCCGGGCCCCAGGAGGGUGGCACGCGCGGCACCCGCCGAGCCGCUGCCCCGGGUAGGGAAGCCACCGCCCGGGGCCGAGCCGCCGCCCGCCGCUUCCAAGGGCCGCAGAGCCAAACGCGCCUCCGGAACCGUCCCCGCCCGCGCCGCCGGGCCCCGGGUCCCCGCCGUCGCGGUCCCCGCCGUGAUCCUCGCCGUGAGUUCCGCGGCCGGUUCCCCGGCCCCCGGCUCGCGCAUCAGCCACACAGACAGCAGCUCCGAUCUCUCCGACUGCCCCUCCGACACUCUUUCCGACGAGCAGCGCCUGCUCCCCGCAGCCAGUAGCGACGCCGAGUCCGGCACGGGCUCCAGCGACCGGGAACCUCUGCGAGGAGCCCCCACGACCAGCCCCCCAGCUCGGGGGGCGCCGCCGGGCAGCCCCGAGCCCCCGGGACUCCUCGCCGUGACCCCCGCCGCCUGCCUUGGGGGUCGGAGCAGCCCCAGCGGGGUCCCCUCGGCGUCCCCGGCGCCCGGCGUGGUGGAGGAUGUCGCGGGGCGCGCACCGCCGGAGCGAACGGGCCCUGGGACCCCCAGGGAGCACGGGCCGGGCGAGCGGCACCGGCUGGUCCCGGCGGCGGAGGAGGAGGAGCUGCUGCGGGAAAUGGAGGAGCUGCGCUCGGAGAACGACUAUCUCAAGGAUGAGUUGGAUGAACUCCGAGCGGAAAUGGAAGAGAUGAGAGACAGUUACUUGGAGGAGGAGGUUUACCAGCUGCAGGAGCUGCGGCGGGAGCUGGACCGCGCCAACAAGAACUGCCGAAUCCUGCAGUACCGCCUCCGGAAGGCCGAGCAGAAGAGGCUGAAGGUGGCAGAGACCGGGCAGGUGGACGGGGAGCUUAUCAGGAGUCUGGAGCAGGACUUGAAGGUGGCCAAAGACGUGUCGGUCCGAUUGCACCAUGAACUUGAAACCGUGGAGGAAAAGAGAGCUAAAGCGGAAGACGAGAAUGAAACUCUCCGACAGCAGAUGAUCGAAGUGGAGAUAUCCAAGCAGGCCCUGCAGAACGAGCUGGAGAGACUGAAGGAGAGUUCCUUGAAAAGGAGAGGCAGCCGGGAAGCAUACAAAGAGAAGAAAGCCUUCACCCAGGAUGACAGCGCGGAUCUGAGGUGCCAGCUCCAGUUUGCCAAAGAGGAGGGCUCACUGAUGCUCAGGAAGAUGGCCAAGCUGGGGCGCGAGAAGGACCGGCUGGAGCAGGAGCUGCAGAGGUACAGGGCCCUCUACGGGGAUGCCGACAGCCCCCUGCCCACGGGCGAGGCCGGCGGGCCGCCCAGCACCCGCGAGGCCGAGCUGAAGCUGCGGCUGAGGCUGGUGGAGGAGGAGGCCAGCAUCUUGGGCCGGAAGAUCGUGGAGCUGGAGGUGGAAAACCGGGGCCUCAAGGCCGAGAUGGAAGACCUGCGUGGCCGGGAACCGCUGCCCGGUGGGCCGACCUCGCCCUUCGGGGGGGACUCCCUGGAGUCCUCGGCCGAGCUGCGCCGGCACCUGCAGUUCGUGGAGGAGGAGGCGGAGCUGCUGCGGCGGUCCAUCUCCGAGAUCGAGGACCACAACCGGCAGCUGACCCACGAGCUGAGCAAGUUCAAGUUCGAGCCGAGGCCCGAGCCAGGCUGGCUGGCGGGGGGCGGGGCGGCCCUGCAGGACGAGCUCCAGGCGGCGCGGCUGCCGGUGAGCGAGCUGAGCGGGGAGGUGCUUACGCUGCAGCCCGGCCCGCGCGCACCGAGCCCGCGGGACAGCGAUGCUGACAGCGACACGGGUCGGAGGAGCGACGACGGCGAGGACGGCCGCGUGCAGCCCCGCCGGGAGGGCCCCAUUGGCGGCGAGAGCGACUCAGAGGAGACCUUCGAGAAGACCUCGGGCUUCGGCAGCGGGAGGCCGUCGGAGGCCGGGGAGUGCCCGGCGGAGCUGCUGCGCGCGCGGGAGGACUCGGAGCGCCUGGCGAGCAUCAGGCACGAGGCAGAGCGGCUGGAGCGCGCGGUGGAGCGCAUCAUCACGGACACCGAGGCCGCGCUCCCGGGCGGAGAGGCCUCGCCCGGGGCCUGCGGCCAGGGCACCAGGGAGGAGCCCCAGCUGCUGGGGACCCUCAACGCGAGGAUGAAGGCCUUCAGGAAAGAGCUCCAGGCCUUCCUGGAGCAGGUGGAGCGGCUGGGGGAGGGCCUGUCCCCGCUGCCCCAGCUCACCGAGUCAUCCAGCUUCCUGUCCUCUGUGACCUCCGUGUCCCGGGACUCCCCGGUGGGGAACCUGGGCAAGGAGCUGGGCCCGGACCAGCAGUCCAAACUGAGAGAUCAGAUGGAGUGGCAGCCGGGGCAGGAGCGAGGGGAGGAGCGGGGUCACCUCCAUCUCCGCGCCGCACGGGAGCUGCACCGCCGAGCCGACGGGGACGCUGGAAGCUGCCGGCCCGGAGCCCAGAGCUGCUUCAGCCUUGAGGAGCGGGGUCCUGUUGUAGCUCCCCCGAACAGUGUAUCAAUAAAGGAGCUUCAGGGUCGGCUUGCGCAGGUAGUCAGACCACAUCAGGAAGAGGCAGAGAGAUUGACAGACACCAUCUGGAAGGUGGAGGAGGAACGCCGCUGCGCCCUGCGGCGGCGGGACCGGGAGGCGAACGGCCUGGCCCCGCAGAGCUCCCUGCAGGAGCGCGCCUGGGGCGACGAGCGGCACCUGCUGCAGCAGGAGCUGCGCUCCCUGAAGCAGAACCUCUUCCUCUUCUACGUCAAGCUCAGGUGGCUGCUCAAGCACUGGCGCCAAGGGAGGCAGGCGGAGGGCGACGCGGAGGACUUCACGGAGAGCGAGCUUCCAGAGACCUUCCCCAGGCUUGGGGAGCUUGGCAUCCAGGGGGACACAAAGGCAGACAGUCCAGACCGAGAUGACGAUGGGCCAAGCUGUGGCUUUUCCCUGGGAGAGCGCUCUCCGCAGAUGGGUGACCACGGAUCACGGCUGCAGCCCACAGACGGGGGGCAGCUCUACAGGCAGGUGGCGGAGACCCAGCCGCUGUUCUGCGCGCUCAAGGCGCUGCUCGAGGAACUGCGUGCUGAGCUGCGGGAGGACGCGCGCGCACGCCAGCGGCUGCAGCAGCAAUACGCGGGCGACAAGGCCUCCUGGGAUGUCGAGUGGGCCGCGCUCACGUGCCGCCUGGAGCAGCUGGAAGCAAAGAAUGAGAAGAGCUUGGGAGACCCAGGCUCCUGCACCGACAGUAAAGGGGCCUUCAGGAAGGAGAGAGAGAUGCAGCAGAAGCUGCUGGCGGACAGUCACAGGCUGGUCAUGGACCUGCGCUGGCAGAUCCACCACAGCGAGAAGAACUGGAACCGGGAGAAGGUGGAGCUUCUCGACCGCCUGGACCGGGAGCGCCAGGAGUGGGGGCGGCAGGAGAAGGAGCUGCUGUGGAGAAUUGAACAGUUGCAGAAAGAAAACAGUCCCCGGAGAGGUGGCAGUUUCCUCUGUGAUCAAGAGGAGGGGGAUGCCCGCCCCUGUACCCACCCAGGGAGCCCUCGGGCGCCCUGCCCUGCGGGGACGUGGCCCUGUAUGGACACAGACUCCAGUGCAUUUGAGGACCGGCCGCUGUCCAAGCUGAAGGAAUCGGACAGGUGCUCAGCACGGGAGAACCUCUACCUGGACACCUUGUCCCUGGACGAUGAGUCAGAGGAGCCCCCGGCCCGCGGGCCCCAGAGGGAGUUCAGGAACUGCUUCUGUGAGGAAGAAGAAAAUCACAAGGGAAAUCUUCAAAGGGCCGUGUCUGUGUCCUCCAUGUCUGAGUUCCAGCGCUUGAUGGAUGGCUCUCCCUUCCUGCCAGAGAAGGGCCUACCCCCCACCUGCAGCAAGGAGGACGUCACCCCACCCCUAUCCCCUGAUGACCUCAAGUACAUCGAGGAGUUCAACAGCAAGAGCUGGGACGACAGGCCCCCAGACCCCUGGGCGGACAGGACCGAAGUCAGCACCGAACCUUUCUCCGACACCGCCUGGUACCUCACCACAAGCAUCACCCUGACCACGGACACCGUGACCAACCCCGAGCACUGCCAGAAGCAGCCCCCGCGGAACCUCGUCUGUGCUGAGCAGGCUGGGGGGAGGGGGCUGCACAGCCCCCCUGCCAUCCGGAGGCUGGAUGGCAUUGUGGCAGGGGUCGGCGAAAGCAGGGCCCGAGGGGGCCCCGGGGAUGCCAAGGGGGGCCCUUCUGAACAUGUGCUCAGCAGGUGGCCCUGUGCCCCCUCCAGGCACCCCCGAAACUACACAGAGGGGGGGCUCCGGCCCCUCGACAGCACCCUCAGCUUCUCCUCCCCGCUGCACAGCCUGGAGCUGCCCAGAAACCUGAGUGACGACAUGAAGGAGGUAGCCUUCUCGGUCAGGAGCACCGCCUGCUCCAGCCCUGGCGAGCCUCUGGUUAGGGACAUAGCCUGCCAGACUAAUGGGUCCCGGACGACAGGGACACAGACCAUCCAGACCAUCAGUGUUGGCCUACAGACGGAAGCCCUGCGGGGCAGCCCACACAAGUGUCUCACACCCAAGGCAGGAGGUGGUGCCACGCCCGCGUCCUCUCCCUCCCGCGGCCUCAGGAACAGGCAGGUAGCCCCUGCCAUUGAGAAGGUGCAGGCCAAAUUUGAACGCACAUGCUGCUCCCCCAAGUACGGGUCUCCCAAGCUGCAGCGGAAGCCCCUCCCCAGAAUGGACCAGUCGAGUAGCAGGGCCUCCCCAGGGCUGGCUCAGAAGGGGUGCGGCGAGUCAGCCUGGGCCCGCUCCACCACCACACGCGAGAGCCCCGUGCACACCGCCAUGAAUGACGGCCUCUCCAGCCUCUUCAGCAUCAUCGAUCACAGCCCCGUGGUGCAGGACCCCUUCCAGAAGGGGGUGCGGACUGCGAGUCGGUCUCGCUCAGCCGAGCCCCGGCCGGAGUUGGGUCCAGGCCAAGACACCAGCCCCAGCUCCCGGGGCCGCUCACCCAGCCCCAUCGGCGGCUCAGAGACAUGCAGGGAGGAGGGGGGAGAGGGCACGCCCUUGAGGCAGGACUUAUCCGCUCCCCCUGGCUACACACUCACCGAGAACGUGGCCCGGAUCCUCCACAGGAAGCUGCUGGAACAUGCCUUAAAGGAGGAGCGGAGGCAGGCUGCCCACAGCCCCACAAACAUCGGCAGCGACAACCACCUGGGAGAAACGGCAGUCAAGGCCGAGCCAGGGUCCAUCGAGGAACUACCUUGUUCCGCACUUGCUCCGUCCCUAGAGCCUUGCUUCUCCAGGCCCGAGAGACCAGCAAACCGUCGCCCUCCGUCCCGCUGGGCCCCACACCCCGCCACUGCCUCACCAGCUCCAUCACCCGGAGAACCCACCUCCUUGGAGGAGCUCGGUGAUGAGGAGCCGCCUGGGGAGAAGCCGCACGUGUGAUGCAGGUCGGCAUGGAUUAUCCGGAAUAAUUCACUGUAAUUUGCAUAAUCACACCUUCAUCAUCAACUGAACUCUGCCCCAAAAGGAGAGAUCUGAUUUUCCCAAGGUCAAAGAAUGUUUUUUUUAAAAAAACAAAAACAAAAACACAGCUGCUGAAUGUUCAACCUGUGAACCUGAGAUGUUUCUAGAAUGAAACAGUAAAUGUGCCUGUAAGAACUUGAUUUUUUUCAUAGCUCAGAAAACUAUUUUUGUCUCCAUCUUUUUUACAAAGUAUAUUAAAAGGUAAAUAUGAUAUAAAUAAAUUAAAAAUGAAAGUUUUAAAGAUGUACAUUGUAAGAGAUUCUGAACACCCUCACGCGCAAUAUUGACUGCCUGUUAAAUCUGCACUGUUAACAUUUUGCUUUGGUUUAUUUCCACGUUGAAUUAGUGUGUUUUAAGUUAAUUUUAUUUUGUCAGUGUUCUUGUUUUUUAAGAAUUUUUGAAAUGCUUCAGCCUGUUGGAGUCAGUGAACUUUUCUUAAUGAAAAACCAUGAAACCAGUAGACAAGGCAUCUCCUCUGUCCUAGAGGGGAGAGAGGGCAGCAUCUGGAAAGGCACAGAGGCCACAGCUGGGCUGCAAGUCCACCUGCUCCUCUUGACCUGCACGUCUCUGGGUGCAUGUCCAUAACCCUGCUGUGGUCUCACCCCCUCCGCCAUGACAUCGUGUGACCCCCUUGUACUGUAGUGUUGGUGUUGUCUUCUUGCACUGACGAUACAACAGCAUUUUAAAAUUACUGUUAGAAGACUAACUGGCAAUACACAGUGUUUACUCCAAAUUUUCUUGUUUAAGGAAAACCACCACAAAAAGUCACAAGCAUACCAAAUGGAAAGAGAGGGUGGUACCUCAGCAUCUGUAUGAGGUGAUGAUGAAGAAAUAAAGUGUUUAUAAAACGG
This is a messenger RNA of Cervus elaphus (red deer), 6999 nucleotides long. It is a transcript of the gene MTCL1, whose product is annotated as microtubule crosslinking factor 1. Gene Ontology annotation, biological process: establishment or maintenance of epithelial cell apical/basal polarity; regulation of autophagy; microtubule bundle formation. Bases 299 to 6067 code for a protein of 1922 amino acids. Gene Ontology annotation, cellular component: lateral plasma membrane; apicolateral plasma membrane; spindle pole. Gene Ontology annotation, molecular function: microtubule binding. The record is from RefSeq and is a predicted model, not a curated record. NCBI's taxonomy places the organism in Eukaryota, Metazoa, Chordata, Mammalia, Artiodactyla, Cervidae. The transcript is spliced from 16 exons.